Messenger RNA from Bacillus rossius redtenbacheri, 2431 nucleotides. It is a transcript of the gene Nt5a, whose product is annotated as 5'-nucleotidase domain-containing protein 1. The record is from RefSeq and is a predicted model, not a curated record. Bases 727 to 2145 code for a protein of 472 amino acids. The transcript has a single exon. Gene Ontology annotation, molecular function: 5'-nucleotidase activity. NCBI's taxonomy places the organism in Eukaryota, Metazoa, Arthropoda, Insecta, Phasmatodea, Bacillidae.
AUAAAACAUUUUAUAUUUAAUAUAGAAUUUGCACUUUCAAAUUACGCGCAUUUGGCGGUGAAGUUGACACACUUCGGGCGCUCCAUACAGUUCCAUUUAAUAAUAUGAAAGAGUUUGUUCCAUACUAUGUCUCUUCUAUGGCAAGUGCAUUUCUAAUCAUUUACAUUAGCUCUUUUUGACUUUGAAAACAAUAUUAACCACAAUAAUUAUCAAUUAUAAUUAAAACGUAGUUCCAUGGACAAAAAGAAAUAGGAAAAGCCUGAAAUCGUUAUUCAACUUUCACUAACGCUAUUUCUAUUGCGGUAUACCAACUGUGUAACGAAGCUAGGUGGAAAAGAGGGUAUUUGACAUCUUUGCAUAGUUGUGGCCUUUACUUACUCUAUGGUUGUGACAUGUAAGUUCUUGGCGAAUUGACUGGUGAAACGUCAAACAUAGUAACAAAGGCUAAUUAAUUAAUGAAACAAACAGAGCGCUAGUUUAUAUUUCACAAUGGCCAGGACUCCGCAGUUGGCAAACAUGAACUCACAAAAUAAAAUGACUGCUGUUUAAUGGCGAACAGCUGGUGCGAAGAUGACUGUUUUGUUUUGAAUCUGAAUUUUAUCCAAAUAUGUUAGGAAGAGAAUGUUAUUUCAUUAAAAUAAAUUGCUAUUGCUGAAGUUUUUCCGUGUCAUUCAAUUGUCACCUUCGAUCAUACAUCUGCGGCCACACAUUGCAGCUGUUUUUGGGAUGCUGCAUUGUUUAUUAAACAAGUUUCACAUAGCAGUGAGGACGAACGCGAUUUGUAAAUUACCGCACGUUAGUAGCGGAUACGCGCGCCGCUCGGCGAGGUUGUCGGUCUCGUGGGCGAGGGGGCAGCGCGCCAGCAGAAUGUUCCGGCUCUGCGACUAUGACUGCGUGGGCUUCGACCUGGACAACACACUGCUGCGCUACAAGAUAGGGGAGCUGGUGGCGCUGGAGUACGAGGUGAUGGCGAGGUUCCUGGUGGAGAGGGGCUACGACGCGGGGUACCUGCUGCGGCCGCUGGGCGCGGACGUGGACUUCCUGCAGAAAGGGCUGGUGCUGGACUUCGAGCGCGGCAACGUGCUGCAGCUGGCGCGCGGCGGCGCCGUGGCGAAGGCGAGCCACGGAACGCGCCCCAUGACGGACGCCGACGUGCGCGCGUGCUACGGCGAGCAGCGGCGCUGGGACGUGGCCGACAUGUUCCACCGCGACCCGCUCAGCACGUGGAACGGCCCGCUGGAGCGGCGCAUGCGCUCGCUGCUCGACUACUUCGACGCGCCCGCCUCGCUCGUGUUCGGACGCAUCGUGGACUCGCUGGACGCGCGGGAGGGCCGCGCCCUGCCUCGCUACGACGUGUGGCCCGACGUGCUGGACGCCCUGUGCCACAUGUUCGGCCGCGAGCAGUUCGCGGCCAACGGCGGGGACUACUUCCCGGCCCUCAAGAGGAGCCCCGACAAGUUCAUCCGCAAGUGCAGCCGGCAGGUGGUGGACUGGCUGCGGGAGCUCAAGCGCUCCAAGGUGGUGUUCCUGGUGACCGGCUCGAACGUGGACUUUGCGUCGUUCACGGCGCGCAACUGCCUGGGGGAGGACUGGCGCGACUUGUUCGACGUGGUGGUGUGCUAUGCCCGCAAGCCGGGGUUCUUCACCGGCAACCGACCCUUCCUCCGGCUGGAGGGCAUCCGGGAGACGGAGGAGCUGACUGCGGACCGGCUGGAGUUCGGGAACAUGUACAGUCAAGGCAACUGGCAGGACCUCUUCAGCCUGUUUGAAGCAAAGACAGGGAAACAGCAACCUAAGUGUGUGUACUUUGGAGACAACUUGAUCCAGGACGUGUACACGCCAAACAAGUCUCAGCUGUGCGACGUGGUGGCGGUGGUGGAGGAGCUUCUUGUGGAGUCCCCGGGAGAACUCCGCCACCCGGACGAGGCGGUGCUCACUUCGAAGUUGUGGGGCCCGUACUUGCAGCGUGCCUCCCCAUCCUCCACCCUGUGGAGCGAGUUUGUGCACAAGUACGCCAAGCUGUGCGUCUCGGACCUAGACGUGCUGGCGCGGAACCCCCUUACCUUCCCGUUCAGUUGUAUCGACCCUCUAGACCCUUGCUCGUCCCUUGGGUACCACAUUAGUGAACAUCCCGUGGACUGUUAGCUAGGUCUCCCUGCAUUAGUUGACAUUAGAACUGUUGGAUGUAAAAUUAUGUUUUCUGUUUCUUAUUUAGUGUUUGACACUAUAAUAUAUCAUAGCAAACACUUUUUGUAGUUUUAUAUUUUUACCUAACAAAUGUUUUUAUGAAAUUAUAUAUUAAAGAUCAUCCUUCCUAGUUUAUGAAUUACGGUUACUUGCAGUAUAGUAAUGUUGUUAUUGUACCUGAUGUAGACUGACAAAUUUUCAAAAUGUAUUGUCGUAAGAUGUUCAUUAAAUGUGUAACUCUACA